ACUAUGUGAAGAGCAACACCAUAGCUAGUGACGUGUCCCACAAGAAGGGGACCGUCCUUGCAAGAAUCAUUAAGGGCAAUGUUCCGGUUAGGAAUGGCGUCGUUCAUUUCAUCGAUCGUUCGCUGAUGGUUGUCACUUCGAGCAUCAUGCUGUAUCUGCAGGAGAAGGACGGCCAACUCAGCAAGUUCUACCAAUUGAUGAAGGAACAUUAUCCCGAGCUGACCUAUAAGCUCGUUUCCCAGGAUGAGCACACGCUGUUUGCACCGUCUAAUGAGGCUUUCAACAUGGUAAACAAGAAGAGGCUAAAUGAGGUGAUCCUGAACAGCGAACGACUUGCCAGGCUGCUCAACCUACACGUCAUCAACCGGCGGCUGACAACUGACGAAAUCGUGGAUCAUAGCACGCGGGAGAUGCUUCCAGGUAGAGACACUGUCAUCACGCCGCAAGCUCUACUUCGCCCGUCAACAAGCCCUCCCCCGACCCUCACUUCCCCCCCUCCUCCCCCUCCUCCUCCGCCUCCUCCUCGUCCUCAUCCCUAGCCCGUCGUCACGUUGGAAGGCGCCGGCGUCAACGCAACCAUCACCACCGCCAACAUCGCUACCAAGAACGGGGUCAUCCACAUCAUCGACCGCAUCCUGGGCAUCCCGUCGCAGACUGUCUACGAGAAGCUGGGUUCGGACCCUAUGCUCAGUUCCUCCUUCUCCCUGAGUGAGCAGAAGGAAUGGAACAAACGUCUGCUGCACAGGGACGAGAAAUUCACUCUCUUCGUACCGAGUAACGAAGCCUGGGAUUACAUCAAGAGGACGAUGCCGUCGGCUCACAAGAAGUUGUUCAUGGGGGAGUUUUCGUACCAUGUGCGUUACAUCCUGGAGCGUCAUAUGAUCGUGGGAGAAGCCUUCAGUCUCGAGGAGCUAGCAGCCCUCACAACCAAUUCCAGCAUUAGGGGCGGCUUCCAGCACGAGCGACUGCAGAUGACCCGCGGCAAGAUUUACUUCCAGGCAAAAGUCAAGCACAGUUUUGGAGGUGAGAAUGAGGAUAGACAACAACAAAGGAAAAAUAAGUACCGACAUCAACAAAACUACCAAAACAACCGACCUACAAACAAGAGACCUAUACGUGCUUCACAACUCAUAUUCCUCCGUAUGGGGACACAGCCACAGGAUUAG
Messenger RNA from Penaeus vannamei (Pacific white shrimp), 1166 nucleotides. NCBI's taxonomy places the organism in Eukaryota, Metazoa, Arthropoda, Malacostraca, Decapoda, Penaeidae. The record is from RefSeq and is a predicted model, not a curated record.